UGAGGCUCUGGGCUCUGCUGCUGUCAGACGCCAACGCUUCCUCGCUUCACUUGUCCCCUUCGGCCACAGGCUAGGACAGGUGCGUAUGCGGCUAUGAAACCGACUCCCCACUGACGCCUUCUCAGAGCAAUUUGCACCUUCCUAGCUGGCAGCUAUAGAAAUGGAAAAUGCUGAAGUGGUUGUAAGCAGCUGCAGCUCUCAUGAUGAUGAUAAUCUUUACAGUUACAAACAACACCCAUCCAUUUCACAGGAGCUGCUUUUGGAAGACGAGCUUAGAAGGAAACUUAAAUUUUUUUUCAUGAACCCAUGUGAGAAAUUUUGGGCCCGGGGUAGAAAACCUUGGAAACUUGGGAUUCAACUUCUAAAAAUAGUGAUGGUUACCAUCCAGUUAGUAGUUUUUGGGUUAAGCAAUCAAAUGGUGGUUGCCUUCAAGGAGGAGAACACUGUGGCAUUCAAGCAUCUCUUCUUGAAAGGAUAUACAGAAAGAAUGGAUGAUACCUAUGCUGUAUACACACAAACAGAUGUCUAUGACCAGAUCUUCUUUGCAAUAAACCAGUACUUACAGCUGCGCAACAUAUCUGUUGGAAAUCAUGCUUAUGAGAGGAGAGGAGGAGAACAAACAGCUAUGGCAAUCUGUCAACAGUUCUACAAGCGAGGAAGCAUCUGUCCUGGAAAUGACACCUUUGAUAUCGACCCCAACAUUGAAACUGAAUGUUUCUAUGUUGAGCCAAUGAUGCCUUUGGAAAACAGAACACUGGGAAAGCACAAGAUCAAUUUCACUUUGGACUUUUAUAGACUUGUAACAGUACAGCUUACCUUUAAACUGAAAGCAAUCAAUCUCCAGACAGUUCGUCACCAUGAACUCCCGGACUGUUAUGACUUUACUUUGACAAUAGUGUUUGAUAACAAAGCACAUAGUGGAAGAAUUAAAAUAAGUCUGGACAAUGAUAUUGCCAUCAGGGAAUGUAAAGACUGGCAUGUUUCUGGAUCAAUACAAAAGAAUACUCAUUACAUGAUGAUCUUUGAUGCCUUUGUCAUAUUGACUUGUUUAGCCUCAUUGAUCCUCUGCACACGAUCAGUGGUUAAAGGAUUUCGGCUCCAAAGGGAAUUUGUAAGUUUUUUCCGACAUCAUAAGAAAGAAGUAUCUUUCACAGAUCAAAUGGAAUUUGUCAAUGGGUGGUACAUCCUGAUUAUUGUUAGUGAUGUCUUAACUAUUGUUGGCUCCACACUAAAAAUGGAAAUACAAGCUAAGAGUCUGACAAGUUAUGAUGUCUGUAGUAUCCUCCUAGGAACUUCCACCAUGCUUGUUUGGCUUGGAGUUAUUCGAUACCUAGGUUUCUUUCAGAAGUAUAAUCUGCUUAUUCUGACACUACGGUCAGCAUUGCCCAAUGUCAUUAGAUUCUGCUGUUGUGCUGCUAUGAUCUAUCUGGGCUAUUGUUUCUGUGGAUGGAUUGUACUGGGGCCAUAUCAUGUUAAGUUCCGUUCUCUGAAUAUGGUUUCAGAAUGCCUUUUCUCACUGAUAAAUGGAGAUGAUAUGUUUGCCACAUUUGCAAAAAUGCAGCAGAAAAGUUACUUGGUUUGGUUAUUUAGUCGGCUUUACCUCUACUCCUUCAUCAGCCUGUUCAUCUAUAUGGUGCUAAGUCUCUUCAUUGCACUGAUCACAGAUACAUAUGAAACAAUUAAGCAUUACCAGCAAGAUGGCUUUCCAGAGACGGAACUCCAUGACUUUAUAUCGCAGUGUAAAGACCUACCAAACUCAGGCAGAUACAGAUUAGAAGAGGAGAGUCCUGUGUCUAUCUUCUGUUGCUGUAAACGGUCCUAAUGAAGAUAUUUACAAGAACGUGGGAGUGAAUUCUGGAGACUUUU
Gopherus flavomarginatus (Mexican gopher tortoise) is the source of this 1866-nucleotide messenger RNA. RefSeq names its product mucolipin TRP cation channel 3 (gene MCOLN3). Gene Ontology annotation, molecular function: NAADP-sensitive calcium-release channel activity. NCBI's taxonomy places the organism in Eukaryota, Metazoa, Chordata, Testudines, Testudinidae. The transcript is spliced from 14 exons. Gene Ontology annotation, cellular component: plasma membrane; lysosomal membrane. The record is from RefSeq and is a predicted model, not a curated record. Bases 161 to 1822 code for a protein of 553 amino acids.